Rhinopithecus roxellana (golden snub-nosed monkey) is the source of this 1608-nucleotide messenger RNA. RefSeq names its product aldo-keto reductase family 1 member B10. Gene Ontology annotation, molecular function: aldose reductase (NADPH) activity. Bases 337 to 1287 code for a protein of 316 amino acids. The transcript is spliced from 10 exons. NCBI's taxonomy places the organism in Eukaryota, Metazoa, Chordata, Mammalia, Primates, Cercopithecidae. The record is from RefSeq and is a predicted model, not a curated record. Gene Ontology annotation, cellular component: mitochondrion; cytosol.
AAAGCAGCAUGUAGCCAGGCCGGUAGUUCAUGCCUGUAAUCCCAGCACUUCGGAAGGCCGAGGUGGGUGGAUCACCUGAGAUCAGGGGUUUGAGACCAGCCUGUCUCUACUAACAAUAUAAAAAUUACCUGGAAGUCCCACUGGGCGCCUGUAAUCCCAGCUACUCGGGAGGCUGAGGCGGGAGAAUUGCUUGAAUCGAGGAGACCGAGGCUGCAGUGAGCUGAGAUCGCACCACUGCACUCUAGCCUCGGCAACACAGCAAGACGGUAUCAAAAACAACAAAAAGCAGGAGGUGAGACUUCUACCUGCUCACUCAGAAUCAUUUCUGCACCAACCAUGGCCACCUUUGUGGAGCUCAGUACCAAAGCCAAGAUGCCCAUUGUGGGCCUUGGCACUUGGAAGUCUCCUCUCGGCAAAGUGAAAGAAGCGGUGAAGGUGGCCAUUGAUGCAGGAUAUCGCCACAUUGACUGUGCCUAUGUCUAUCAGAAUGAACAUGAGGUGGGGGAAGCCAUCCAAGAGAAGAUCCAAGAGCAGGCUGUGAAGCGGGAGGACCUGUUCAUCGUCAGCAAGUUGUGGCCCACUUUCUUUGAGAGACCCCUUGUGAGGAAAGCCUUUGAGAAGACCCUCAAGGACCUGAAGCUGAGCUAUCUGGACGUCUAUCUUAUUCACUGGCCACAGGGAUUCAAGUCUGGGGAUGACCUUUUCCCCAAAGAUGAUAAAGGUAAUAUCAUCGGUGGAAAAGCAACGUUCUUGGAUGCCUGGGAGGCCAUGGAGGAGCUGGUGGAUGAGGGGCUGGUGAAAGCCCUUGGGAUCUCCAAUUUCAACCACUUCCAGAUUGAGAAGCUCUUGAACAAACCUGGACUGAAAUAUAAACCAGUGACUAACCAGGUUGAGUGUCAUCCAUACCUCACGCAGGAGAAACUGAUCCAGUACUGUCACUCCAAGGGCAUCACCGUUACAGCCUACAGCCCCCUGGGCUCUCCGGAUAGACCUUGGGCCAAGCCAGACGACCCUUCCCUGCUGGAGGAUCCCAAGAUUAAGGAGAUUGCUGCAAAGCACAAGAAAACCGCAGCCCAGGUUCUGAUCCGUUUCCAUAUCCAGAGGAAUGUGAUUGUGAUCCCCAAGUCUGUGACACCAGCACGCAUUGUUGAGAACAUUCAGGUCUUUGACUUUAAAUUGAGUGAUGAGGAGAUGGCAACCAUCCUCAGCUUCAACAGAAACUGGAGGGCCUGUAACGUGUUGCAAUCCUCUCAUUUGGAGGACUAUCCCUUCCAUGCAGAAUAUUGAGUUUGAAUCUCGGGUGACAUGACACAGGGAAUUCUCUUUCUUCACUGAAGUGUGACUAUCUCCACUCACGUCCUAUUUUAGCCGAGCUUAUCUGAGAUCACAGUGAACUUCGUCCUGCUAUACACCAGAAUCGAGGUGCUGUUUCAGACAUGUAUUUCUGUAUGUGCAACUAGGAUCAGAAUAUCACAGGAAAACAUGGCUUGAAUAAGCAGAUGACAAUUUUUUCCAGUUAUCUGAUCUGAACAAAUGUUUGUUGAGCACAAGAAACUGCCAAGACUGAGGAUGUAAAGAUCAAUAAUAAAAAAUAAUGAUGGUAACCAA